GGCGCGCACGUGCACUGCCGAAGUACAGGGCCGGCAGUGGCGAGCCCGCCCCCUUCGGGACCCCACGCUGCCGGAAGCGGAAAUAGCGCCCGGCGUCUCCAGAGUAGCUGUAACUGCCACCGCGAUGCCGAAGGGACCCAAGCAGCAGGCGCCGGAACCCGAAUGGAUCGGGGAUGGGGAGAGUACGAGCCCCACAGACAGAGUGGUGAAGAAGGGGAAGAAGGACAAAAAGACCAAAAAAACGUUCUUUGAGGAGCUAGCUGUAGAAGACAAACAGGCUGGGGAAGAAGAGAAAGUGCUCAAGGAGAAGGAGCAACAGCAGCAGCAGCAGCAAAAAAAGAAACGAGACACCCGAAAAGGCCGGCGGAAGAAGGAUGUGGAUGAUGAUGGAGAAGAGAAAGAGCUCAUGGAGCGUCUUAAGAAACUCUCUGUGCCAGCCAGUGAUGAGGAGGAUGAGGUCCCUGCCCCCAUACCCCGAGGAGGGAAGAAAACUAAGGCUGGUAAUGUUUUUGCAGCCCUGAUUCAGGAUCAGAGUGAGGGUGAGGAGGAAGAAGAGAAACAUCCUCCUAAGCCUGCCAAGCUGGAGAAGAAUCGGAUCAAUAAGGCUGUAUCUGAGGAACAACAGCCUGGGCUGAAGGGCAGAAAGGGCAAGGAAGAGAAGUCAAAGGGGAAGGCCAAGCCUCACAGUAAAUUUGCCACUCUGGACAAUGAAGAGGAGGAGGAGGAAGAAGAAGAAAUAACAAAAGAGAAGGAGCCACCCAGACAGGGGAAGGAGAAGGCCAAGAAAGCAGAGCAGGGUUCAGAGGAAGAAGAAGAGGAAGAAGAGGAAGGGGAGUCUAAGGCUGAUGAUCCUUAUGCUCACCUUAGCAAAAAGGAGAAGAAAAAGCUAAAGAAACAGAUGGAGUACGAGCGCCAGGUGGCUUCAUUAAAAGCAGCCAAUGCUGCUGAAAAUGAUUUCUCCGUGUCCCAAGCAGAGAUGUCCUCCCGCCAAGCCAUGUUAGAAAAUGCAUCUGACAUUAAGCUGGAAAAGUUCAGCAUCUCGGCCCACGGCAAGGAGUUAUUUGUCAACGCAGACCUGUACAUUGUAGCUGGCCGCCGCUACGGACUCGUGGGGCCCAAUGGCAAGGGCAAGACCACUCUCCUCAAGCAUAUCGCCAACCGGGCCUUGAGCAUCCCUCCCAACAUCGACGUGCUGCUGUGUGAGCAGGAGGUGGUAGCAGAUGAGACACCAGCUGUGCAGGCUGUUCUUCGAGCCGACACCAAGCGAUUGAAGCUGCUGGAAGAGGAGCGACGGCUCCAGGGGCAGCUGGAGCAGGGAGACGACACAGCUGCUGAGAGGCUAGAGAAGGUGUAUGAGGAAUUGCGGGCGACUGGGGCAGCAGCUGCAGAGGCCAAAGCCCGGCGGAUCCUGGCUGGUCUGGGCUUCGACCCUGAAAUGCAGAAUCGGCCCACACAGAAGUUCUCGGGGGGUUGGCGCAUGCGUGUCUCCCUGGCCAGGGCGCUGUUCAUGGAGCCCACGCUGCUGAUGUUGGAUGAGCCCACUAACCACCUGGACCUCAAUGCUGUCAUCUGGCUCAAUAACUACCUCCAGGGCUGGCGGAAGACAUUGCUCAUCGUCUCCCAUGACCAGGGCUUCCUGGAUGAUGUCUGCACCGAUAUUAUCCAUCUUGAUGCCCAGCGGCUCCAUUACUAUCGGGGCAAUUACAUGACCUUCAAGAAGAUGUAUCAGCAGAAGCAGAAAGAACUGCUGAAGCAGUACGAGAAGCAGGAGAAAAAGCUGAAGGAGCUAAAGGCAGGCGGCAAGUCCACCAAGCAGGCGGAAAAGCAGACAAAGGAAGCCCUGACUCGAAAGCAGCAGAAAUGCCGGAGGAAAAACCAGGAUGAGGAAUCACAAGAGGCUCCGGAGCUCCUGAAGCGCCCCAAGGAGUACACUGUGCGCUUCACUUUCCCCAACCCCCCGCCGCUCAGCCCUCCUGUGCUGGGUCUGCACGGUGUCACGUUUGGUUAUGAGGGGCAGAAACCACUCUUCAAGAAUCUGGAUUUUGGCAUUGACAUGGACUCCAGGAUCUGCAUCGUGGGCCCCAAUGGCGUGGGGAAGAGCACCCUGCUCCUGCUGCUGACAGGCAAGCUGACCCCAACUCGUGGAGAAAUGAGAAAGAACCACCGGCUGAAAAUUGGCUUCUUCAACCAGCAGUACGCAGAGCAGCUGCGCAUGGAGGAGACGCCCACUGAGUAUCUGCAGCGGGGCUUCAACCUGCCCUACCAGGAUGCCCGGAAGUGCCUGGGCCGCUUUGGCCUUGAGAGUCACGCCCACACCAUCCAGAUCUGCAAACUCUCUGGUGGGCAGAAAGCCCGAGUUGUGUUUGCUGAGCUGGCUUGUCGGGAGCCUGAUGUCCUCAUCUUGGAUGAACCCACCAAUAACUUGGACAUCGAGUCUAUUGAUGCUCUCGGGGAAGCCAUCAAUGAAUACAAGGGCGCUGUGAUUGUUGUCAGCCACGAUGCCCGACUCAUCACAGAAACCAACUGCCAACUGUGGGUGGUGGAGGAGCAGAGUGUUAGCCAGAUCGAUGGUGACUUCGAGGACUAUAAGCGGGAAGUGUUGGAGGCCCUGGGCGAAGUCAUGGUCAACAGACCCCGAGAGUGAGUUUUCCUUCUUGGAAGUCUCCUGAACGACAAGCUUGCGUGGCCUACAAGUCCCCUGUUGUCUCCCUUUCUCCGCUUGGACACCUUCCUCUGGUCUGCAGCUGACCCAGCAGCCACUCAGGCACAGGAAGGCGGAGCAUGAUCUUGAUGCGACCAGGGUACCACUUUGAUCGGUUCCUUGUCUCUGAAAGACCAGUCUGUUUCAGUUUUCUUCAGAUAACUAAGCUAGCCUUAUCACUGACGUCCCUCCGUAUACACAGAGGUGACCUGCAUUGUGUAGGCCUCAUCCAGCCAAGCUUAAGUAGCCAGUUGUCUCGAGAUGCUUUUAUCAUUAAGAACCCUGCCUCUGGUCCACCUGAAAGCUUCAGGCCCAGCUGGCCUCCUGGUCUUUGAGCGGCGCUGCCCAUUUCUGGUGGAUUUAAUGUUGACUCACGGACACCGACAGCUGUUGCAGUGCAGUGCUGGAGGCAGGUUCUGAGGCCUGUGCUAUUACUCAGCCCAGGGUUUGGUGCCUGCAGUCACUUGUCUAGUUGGGGACUUGGGGGCAGGAAAGAAUUGCCACUCAACUUGAAUCUCCCUUUACAAGGGGAAGAAAUAAAGGAGUUGUUGCCACCCUAU
Messenger RNA from Zalophus californianus (California sea lion), 3261 nucleotides. RefSeq names its product ATP binding cassette subfamily F member 1 (gene ABCF1). The record is from RefSeq and is a predicted model, not a curated record. Gene Ontology annotation, molecular function: ATP hydrolysis activity; ATP binding. The transcript is spliced from 25 exons. The coding region runs from base 125 to 2644 and encodes 839 amino acids. NCBI's taxonomy places the organism in Eukaryota, Metazoa, Chordata, Mammalia, Carnivora, Otariidae.